AUGGUCCCGCUGCUAUACUUCCAGACCGGGAAAUGGGUGCUCGGCCUAGGCUGGCUGGGAUUUGCCUUCUGGGCUGUGUACAAUGUGCCAGGCGGGUGCGCCAACAAUCAGAGGGUCAGAGCCCUGCGGGCGAUCCUCUACUCCUUUGUCGGCCUGUUUCUUGUCAUCGUGCUGAUGUUCUUGCUCGGAUACAAUUUGCUGGGCUCCUACGAGCCCAAUGCUCGCUGGCAGAGCCGCCUUGGUUUCAUUUCCAAGUGCCUCGGGUGCUACGACGUCGUGACCGACUCCAACCUCAUGCCAGAUGACCAUGACGCCCCGCUGGAGGAGCUGGCGUCCACCUUUGCGCGCUUCUUCGGCUGCGUGGAUCUGGAGAAGAGCGACCUGGUGGCGGGCGUGGUGCUCACGGGCCUCCUCCAGACGCACCAGCGCCGGUCGGCGCUCGAGCGGGAGGCGACGCGCCGGCGCGGUGUGUCUGGCGGCAAAAAGGCGCAGGUGCCGGGGCCCAUGCCCACUCUGCCGCCAAGCUCACACUCCUGGGACGAAGUGCAGGGCCUCGUCGACCGAUACUGCUCCAGCGUUGCGCCGGGGUGUCCCCGCUGCCAGGUGGACCAGUCACAGAGCACAUCCAAGGACGACGCCCUUCAAGAAUGCAUGGAGCAUGCUGAUGACGAGCAGCUUCCACCCAGGGGCGUGCAGGCCCUGGGCGGCAUCCCGGCGGCGCCGGUGCAGGAUGUGGCAGAGGCGGGCGGGGAUUCAGACUUCCAGGGUCGCAGCGGGGACGGCAGCGCCGGCGGCGGCGGCUCGACGCCCUCGUCCCAGGCCUCCAGCAGCGAGGCGGCAGCGGGGGUGCUGCGGGACUGGGACGGCCCCUUCCUGCGCUGGGUGACGGCGGUGGCGGCGGGGUGCAGCACCUACGUCACCCCCUCCCACUGGGCGGGGGAGGAGGCGCGCGCGGCGGGGGUGGACCCGGACGAGGCAGCGCGAGCGUCGGCAGGGGCCCCGCAACCCGCCAGCCAGGCGGAGGUCGACGACGCGGCGUUCGCGUGGUGGUUCACCUGGAGCUACUGGCGCAAUCGGAUCGCGCUGGCCCUAUCCCUGUACCCCAGGAAGAAGGUCGCGGCUGCGGCCUACCCUCCCCUCCAGCAGAAGAUCGCGGAGGACAAGGAGGCCCUCAGGCACUACGUAGGCGCGAGAAAGACGCUGGACGUCCCCGACGAGGACUUCAUCUACUGCAACUUCACAGACCAGGCGCUGGGCACCACGCCCUACAACAUUGUGCUGGACCGGACGGUGGUGCUUUCCAUCCGCGGUUCCAGCAGCGUGGAGGACCUGCUGACCGACGUGAUGGACCGCCCCGUCCAGAUCAACAACUGGCUGCCCGCCGACCUCACCGCCGCCCACCCCGACCUGGGGGAGGUCAGGGCCCACGUGGGCAUGUACUCCGCGGCCAAGGCGGUGCUCCGCGACCUUGACUCCCACCGCCUCCUGGACACGCUGCUGACGGGGCGCCCACCCGCGAGCGAAGAGUGCGAGCGGGAGGUGGGACGGUAUGCGCCCGACGCCCGCGACCGCGCGCUGUGCCACGCCCAGCACCGCCUGUGCGCCGAGGGCUGGAUGGUGGUUGCGCUGGCGUCCACGCGCCUCACCAAGCUCAGGGUCCUGACGUCGGCGAGGUCGGCGGCCCUGCGGCGGCUGCCGCGGAACAAGGUGUUCUACCAGCCUCGUGACAUCCCGGAGGAGGCGCUGCGAUACGUACUGCAGUACUUCGAGGGUAAGUGCAGCUACAAGCACCUGUACCUGCCCAUGUACCCUGCCGGCCGAGUGAUGCACCUGCGCCGUGUUGAGCGAGAGAAGGGCAGCCGGGCCUGGGACGCGGUGUGGGUGAGCCACUGCUGCCUCAUCGACGAGGGUAUCCUGGUGUCCAGGCACCAGAGCAGCGACCACUCCAUCGCCAGGCUGCGCAACGUGUUUGCUGAGCUGGCAGGGAAGGAUGUUCCUGAGCUAGCUGGGGCAGACGGCGGUGAAGACCUGAGUGCCAUCGAUGUGGCCUUCUGGGCGCAGCUGGGGGAGAACAAGCUCCACGACCUGCGCUUGGACGAGGGCCCCAUCUCGUUUGCACCCACCCUGACUGCCAGCCAGUUUGCGGGCAUUCCUGGCUUCGUCACAGCCUCACCCGGAUCCCUGAGCUUGCCUCCCGCGAUGUCCGCUCGUGGACUGGCCUGCCUGGGCCAGGCAUUUGUGUACAACACUGUGGAGAAGGUGACGCAGUCUGACCGCAAAGCCCUUACGGCCCAGGCCGCCUCGGACAUCUGGGCCUGCAUCCAGGACGGCAGUGCCGUGGAGCAGCCCUCCCUCAUGCUGCGCCCCAUUCUCCUGACGCACUGCGACCUCAAGCACUCCAAGUACAUCUACUGUUGCGAGACGGAGCGCCCCAGCGCCUCGCUCCGACCCCUGCUUCUCCUGGCGGCCGCGAGAUGGAAAGUGCGGAGCCUCGACGUGCUGUGCCUGCGGCAGCGCCAGGGGCGCAGCAGCGCCCAGGGCUCGAUCGUGCUGGGCGUCGACCUCCCCGGGGUAGAUCUCGAGGGUUCUGCCCCCGCUGGCGCGGGCGGCUGGGAGGUGAACUCGCGCGGCAAGCCCGGACCGCGUGUCGCCGAUCUGGCUGCCGCCAUGGACCCUAAGCGCCUUGCUGCCUCAGCGGUGGACCUGAACCUGAGGCUGAUGCGCUGGCGCGCCGUGCCCAGCCUGGAGGUUGGCUCCCUCUCCUCCCAGCGCUGCCUCCUGCUUGGCGCCGGCACCCUCGGCUGCUCCGUGGCGCGCACGCUGCUGGGGUGGGGCGUGCGGCGAUUGACCUUGGUCGACAACGCCCGUGUUUCCUUCAGCAACCCGGUGCGGCAGUCGCUUUACACCUUUGAGGACUGCCUGGGGGGCGGGGUGCCCAAGGCCCAGGCGGCCGCAGAGGCGCUGACGGCUAUCUUCCCCGGCGUCGAUGCGAGGGGCCUGGCCAUGAGCGUGCCCAUGCCGGGGCACGUCGCCACUCCGGACGAGGAGGCCGAGGCGGCGGAGGCCACCGAGGAGCUGAGGACCUUGAUCGAGGAGCACGACAUCGUCUUCCUCCUCAUGGACACUCGGGAGUCGCGUUGGCUGCCCACGCUCCUGGGUGCAGCUGCCCGGAAGCUGGUGGUGAACGCCGCCCUGGGUUUCGAUGGCUACCUGGUCAUGCGGCACGGCCUUCCCGCAGGCGCGGGAUGUGCCGCCACACCCGCUGCAACGGAAGGCGACGUCACCGCAGCUUCGCCGCCGGAGCGUGGCGGGCUGCCUGCGUGCGCUGGCCUGGGCUGCUACUUUUGCAACGAUGUCGUGGCGCCCGUGGACUCCACCGCCGACCUCUCCCUAGACCAGCAGGUCGGCCUGUGCACGGUCGCCCGCCCCGGGCUCAGCGCCAUUGCAGGGGCGCUGGCGGUGGAGCUGGCCAUGGCCGUGUGCAUGACCGGGUCGGCCUCCAGGUACUGCACGGCCUGCUCCCCCGCGGUGCUUUCCUCCUUUGCCAGGACCGGGACGGCGUUCGUCAUCCAGAGCCUGAGGGCGCCGUCGACGCUGGAGGACCUGACGGGCCUGACCCAGCUGCAUGCCGACAGCGAGGCAGUGCUGGCGCUGCAGGGCAGCGAGAGCGAGGAGGAGGGCCUGGAGCGGGCCGACGGGGAGGAGGAUGACUGGCAUGAGAUCUAG
This is a messenger RNA of Auxenochlorella protothecoides, 3726 nucleotides long. RefSeq names its product Ubiquitin-like modifier-activating enzyme ATG7. The transcript is spliced from 18 exons. Bases 1 to 3726 code for a protein of 1241 amino acids. NCBI's taxonomy places the organism in Eukaryota, Viridiplantae, Chlorophyta, Trebouxiophyceae, Chlorellales, Chlorellaceae. Gene Ontology annotation, cellular component: phagophore assembly site; cytoplasm. Gene Ontology annotation, molecular function: Atg12 activating enzyme activity; Atg8 activating enzyme activity. Gene Ontology annotation, biological process: cellular response to nitrogen starvation; autophagosome assembly; piecemeal microautophagy of the nucleus. The record is from RefSeq and is a predicted model, not a curated record.